CGCGUUUCUAUAUUUCCAUUUUCCACCACUGUAGGGAGCUCGUAACUCCGAGUCACAGCACCGGCCUCCGAAGCAGACUGGGCUUCUUCCGGCGCUGCCUCGUGCGAACGACUACUCCUUCCGCCUGCCACCCCACAAUGUUCACUCUGAUGGCGCCAUGGCCACUACAUCGAGGCGCGUCGUGUUCUUGGCGGGAGCUCCAGAAGCGGCAUGCCUGGCCUGGGACGCGCAGAGCUGCGCAGCCAGUUUGACUCCUCGAUUCCAGCGAUACCUCGGAGUCGCGGAUCGGGACAAUGAAGCCUUCCUCCAUGCUCAGACCCAGGCGACGGCACUCGCCAAGUGGAGGCAUGUGCCGCUGAAAGGCGAGGCCAAACGGGCUGCAGAGGCCACGACUACUGAAGCACCGCAGUUCCUAUCCUUCGAAGAUGAGGGCGAGGACCAGCCCAGCCAAGAGUACAUGAGAUUCUUGGAGCAUUCUCUGGCAGUGCUACAGAAUCUCGACUCUUCACAGGUUGCAGCUCCCGACCAAACGACUUACAACGAGACCACCUUCGUGAGCUCGUUUUCCACGAAUGCUUCCGAACAGCCUUCGCAACACAUUGUCAACUUCACUGGUCCAAUCACAGACCUGCGAACGAUUCCUACCGCCCGUUACCUCGAGUCUAUACACCCGCAGACCAUGACGAUCAACUGUCUCGUGAGUGUCAUCUCCAUACAGCCGACACGCACAGUUAAGCUUCGCAAGCGAAGUGGAGAAAUGGACAUUGUGGAGGUUCUGGUUGGAGACGACACCAGAGCGGGCUUCAAUGUCAGCUUCUGGUUACCUCCUGCAGACAGCCAGCAUUCCACACGAGAUGUUCUCAAUCAGCUCAGACCCGCCGAUGCAUUGCUGGUUACCCACAUCGCUCUCGGCGAAUUCAAAGGCACUGUCUACGGCCAGAGUCUGAGCAAACGCAUCACA
Messenger RNA from Sphaerulina musiva SO2202, 961 nucleotides. RefSeq lists its product as uncharacterized. The record is from RefSeq and is a predicted model, not a curated record. The transcript has 3 exons. The annotation marks the transcript as partial. Lineage: Eukaryota; Fungi; Ascomycota; Dothideomycetes; Mycosphaerellales; Mycosphaerellaceae.